AUGAUUGACACCUCGAAGCUCAAAUUCGUGGCCUCCACGUCAAGCAUAGUUUCAUCUGACUCCCCUAAGCAGGGUUCAGGCACACCAUUUAAAAUUAUUGCCACCCAUGACGGUAAAUUUCACUGGGACGAAUGUCUUGCGGUUUGGUUCAUUAAGCAGCUUCCAGAUUAUAUUGACGCACGCAUCAUGCGUACGCGCGACCCUGAAGAGCUAGAGUUUGCUACCAUCACAGUGGAUGUGGGGGAUGUUUACGAUAGCGAGAAGCUGUGCUUCGAUCAUCACAUGAAGGGCUUCCAGGUGUUCUUUUCAGAUGCGUACAAAGACAUAUGUUUAAGUUCUGCAGGACUAAUAUAUGUGCACUAUGGAAGAAGUAUUCUAAAGCAGCUCUUCCCGCGUUUAGACGGGCCCACAGAGCUUGAGUUUCUCUAUCACUAUGUGUAUGACAACUAUAUCCGCGUGGUUGACGCUGUGGACAACGGGGUAGAGAGUCACUAUAACACUGAUGGGUCUGAGCCUAUUUGCCGAUGGACUGACCCCACAUCUAUGAGUGCACGAAUCACUCGCAUUUAUGAGAUUGCCGGUGAUGAGGGUUUUGGAACAGCUUACAAGAUGGCUGGACAGGACUUCAUGGAGUGGAUACAGACCGUAGUAAUAACUUACUUGCCCGCGCGCAGAGAGCUUGUUAGAGCUAUUGAGCAAGCACAUAAGCUUCACCCCAGUGGUCGCAUCAUUGAGCUCUCUAGCCCGGGGCCAUAUCAACAAUUUAUUCAUUCGGUGGAACAUGAUCUAUCUCUAUGCAAAGACGGGCCUGGCGGUGACACUAUCCUGUUUCUCAUACAUCCAGACGACUACCAAGCUGGCUACCGUAUUAGGACCGUUUCGACACAGAAGGGCUCAUUUGCAUUCAGGCUGGGACUCCCGGAGGCCUGGCGCGGGCUGAGGGACGAAGCGCUUCAGAAUGUCAGCGGGUACCAGGGCAUGUCUUUUGUUCAUAAGAGCGGUUUCCUUGGGGGCGCAAAGGACCGUGACACGGCACUGGCUGUCGUGACACGCAUUGUAGAGGACUUUGAGGCCCGCAAUUUCUAA
This is a messenger RNA of Giardia duodenalis, 1086 nucleotides long. Its product is annotated as MYG1 protein. The coding region runs from base 1 to 1086 and encodes 361 amino acids. Gene Ontology annotation, cellular component: nucleus; cytoplasm. Lineage: Eukaryota; Fornicata; Diplomonadida; Hexamitidae. The record is from RefSeq and is a predicted model, not a curated record. The transcript has a single exon.